Colletotrichum truncatum is the source of this 591-nucleotide messenger RNA. Its product is annotated as neutral amino acid. Lineage: Eukaryota; Fungi; Ascomycota; Sordariomycetes; Glomerellales; Glomerellaceae. The record is from RefSeq and is a predicted model, not a curated record.
AUGGACAAGGGCCUCCGCCAACCUGAGCCGACCGCGGUCGACAAGGCCGCUGCCGAGCUCAACUUCGCCCGCGCCGACGCCGAGAGGGGCGGCUCGACGGGAUACAGCGCCUGGUUCGGCGGGCGCAACACAAAGGUCGGGCCUAGGAUAGCACCCGUGCAGGAAGGCCUCGUCGACGGCUCCGACAGCGAGGCGAGCGCCGAUGCGAUUCUCGGCAAGCAGCUCGCCGAGGAGGACGGUCAUGCCAUCAAGUACCGGACGUGCAGUUGGCAGAAGACUGCCGGUCUCUUGUUUUCCGAGUACAUCUGCUUGGCUAUCAUGAGCUUUCCGUGGUCUUAUAGCAUUCUUGGACUCGUACCGGGUCUUAUUCUUACAGCUGUCGUUGCCCUGAUCGUCCUCUACACCUCCUUGAUCCUUUGGCAGUUCUGCUUGAGACACCCCGAAGUUCGCGAUGUUUGUGACAUUGGCCAGAUGCUAUUCUGGGGUAAGAAGUGGGCGUGGUAUGCGACUGCGGUCAUGUUCAUCCUGAACAACACGGUCGAAUCUAGGGUCUCCACGUGCUGGUUGGCGCAAAGUAUCUCAACACCAUGA